AGUGGCUCUGGGACUCAGAAUCCGGAGAAGUGGGAAUUUUUCAGCUCGUGUUCCUUUUUGCAGUCAGUGUAUGAUAACUGCCCUACUGAGUCAGGUUUCAUGCACUCGGAUGACUUGCGAGAUGGCAACCCCGCCUGUCAAGAGGAGAAAGGCGAAUUUUAAGGAUGAAGAAAUAUUUAUUUUGAUGAGAGAGGCAACGAAAAGAAUAGCAGUAAUACACUCAAGAGGUGAAGGACCAACAACACUCAACAAGCAAGCCAAGAGAGCAGCAUGGGAGGCAAUUGCAAAUGCUGUGAAUGCCGUGAGUCCCAUACCAAGAACCGCAGAUGAUAUGCGAAAGAAAUUCAUUGAUUUUAAGGCACUGGUGAAGAAGAAAGUGACUUCAAACAAGAAGGAAUUAGAGAAGACAGAUGGGAAGAGAUCCAUAGUAACACUGACAAAAACAGAAGAGGCUAUGGCAACACUAUUAGAAACUGAUGUGGAUAGUAUUCCGGGAAUGGUGGACAUUGAGGGAGCCCUUGCAGAAGAUAUAGGGUUCCAGGAGGUGGUGGAGGUGGAAACUGUUGAAGUUGUUAGCAGCCUCACAGAUCACGAUUAUAUAGGGGAGGCUGGUAAUACUACCAAUCCGUCCCCUUCCUCUGAACAAGCCACAAAACCGCCAAUCUCGCAUGCUGCAGUACAUGAGCCAUGUCAGUGUCAUGCGCGUCAGUUAAACAGACCAACAGUAGUGCAAGAAGCAGUUGGCCCAGAUAUGCUUCCUACACAACAAAGUAUAUUAAGUGAUGUCCAUAUGAAUACCAUGAGCAAGAAGAGAAGGAUAGAUAGUGACGAUUCAUCAGCAGCGAGCACCAGCAAGCAGGAUCAUACACCGAAGAGCGUACCAUUAGUGCACAAGAGACCAGAGGCUACUUCCACUCCUAUCUCUACUUGUUGUCUUUCGCAUGACGGCCAGCCAGUACUCACACCAUCCUGGUCAAGAUCAAAAAGCAAACAAACGCCAGGCAGCCAACACAGCAAGCACCAGACUCUAAUCCUAAAGGGCCUGCUAGAAGACGCAACCUUCGCUGAUGUGACACUGACAGCUGAAGGAAAGUCAUUAAAAGCACACAAGGCAGUGUUAUCCGCCAUGAGUCCCUACUUCAAAAGAGUGUUGCAGAACAACCCCAGUCCACACCCCAUCAUCAUCAUGCCGCUCGACAUGCAGUUUGAGGAUCUCAAGGGAAUAAUAGAUUACAUUUACAUGGGUGAGAUAGUAGUGCCAACAGAGAAUCUGUCCUCACUUUUUAAAGCUGGUCGAGUUCUUCAGAUUUCCGGCUUAACAACAGUAGAUACUGUAGGUGUAAGAGCACCUAAUACACCCUUAUUUGAUAAUGUGCAGUCAAUGCACAAGGAUACUAGUGGAGCAACUUUAUCAAUGGAAACCAACCAGGCGAGUGAAACAAGACUAGAUACAAGCAGAAAUGAGGAUGCCAAUAAGCUGCAGUCAUCAAAUGGAUCUAGAAAAAGCAGAGGAUCAUCUGCAGCUUUGGAAAAUGUAUCACAGUCGGAAAAGCACACACACAAAUGUAAAGGAGCAAACAGUGCUAUAGUUACUGUGGAAGCUGCUGAACCAUCGGAUAAUAGUAACCAGAAGAGACCUGAAACUGUAGAUUUAUCAGAGACAGAAUCCUUUGAAAAGACACCAACUCAACAACAACAGGCCAAAGGAAAUUGUACAGUUAUAUCAGAUGAUGACAGUUCAAGGUGUAUGUUUAUGACUGAUGAAGAAUCUCAGUCAAGUGACUUUGAUUAUAAAUAUUUUGAGGAACAGGAAGAGGAAUUAGAUCCACUUCAGAUUCAUUGUCAUACAAAUGAUGACCCUUUUCAUCAGUCUGCAAGCAUAUCUAAUGGACAACAGUGUGACUCCUUCAACUUUGUGACAGUUAAAGAAGAACUUGAAGACUAAAACACUCUCUCUCACUCUCUCUCUCUCUCUCUCCUUCCUCCUUCCUCCUUCCUCCUUCCUUCAUUUUCUUUCUCUUUUCCUUUCUCUCCUGGGCAGUUUUCGUUCAGGGAAAUCAGACAGAUAUCAGAUUGGCCGUCCCAAGAUCUGAUGUGAUCCAGCAUGAGGAAGGGAUACUAUAUUUGUUACAUUUCAACUCCAUCAGAAAAGGAAGAACUAUCAGCUCGGCCAAGACUCCGAUUCACGAGGUCCCUUUUGAGAAAAAGUAAAUUUUUGUAAAGCAUUAGUGAUAUUGUAUAUUAAUUUUUAAAAUACUAAACAUAUGUAAAUGUUAAGUAUUAAGUGUCAGCUGAUUAGAAUAAAAAAGAGACUCAGGAUUUGUAGUGCAGAUUGAUGCAUCUGUUAUUGAAAUGCAGUAGAUACUGUUUCUCUUACUGGUAUGAUAAGACUAACAUGUUAAGUGAUGAUAUUAGAUUUGGCGGAAGUCUGUUGAAUGUUUUGUUUGUUUCAUGUUUGCAGAUGGAAAAGGAUUAUUCAAACAGAUUUUGAAUCUAGUCGUACAAAGAUGUAUUCAAAUGCAUUUCACUUUUAUUUAUUGUGUGAUCAUCUAGUGUGAUAACAAAUUCACUGUUUAAUUGCAAUAUAUUGUUGCAGUUAGCACAGCAUCCUUUCUUUUUAGUGGUUAUGAAUGUGAACAACAACAUGGUAAAUCAUGGCUUUUAAUUUCGUAUCAGACUCUUUCCAUAUAUCAGGUUACCACUGAUUUCAUAAUGUAUUUUGUAAAUACAGUUCAGAAAAGCAGAUGCCAUGCUUACUGUAAGAAAUUCCUAUUUGUUUUAAUGGAUACUUCUAUUAUUAUCCAGAUUUUUGUAAUUAUGCCAAAAAAAAAAAAAGAAAAAGGAAUAGAACAUUUCUUUGAUAUUUGAAGAAAA
Molecule: messenger RNA, 2874 nt
Organism: Penaeus vannamei (Pacific white shrimp)
Lineage: Eukaryota; Metazoa; Arthropoda; Malacostraca; Decapoda; Penaeidae
Source: RefSeq, a predicted model, not a curated record